Suillus plorans is the source of this 354-nucleotide messenger RNA. RefSeq lists its product as uncharacterized. The annotation marks the transcript as partial. The transcript has a single exon. Lineage: Eukaryota; Fungi; Basidiomycota; Agaricomycetes; Boletales; Suillaceae. The record is from RefSeq and is a predicted model, not a curated record.
AUGCACGGACCUUUCUACCCUCCAAGGGUAGAAACUAUCGUCAACGCAGUAAGAUAUGGCACGCACCUUAAUGAAGAACAAUUGCAGAAAUCACACGAGUUGGUGGCGGAAUUCGCUGAUGUAUUUGUGUUGUCCAUCCGGGAGGUAAAACCAGUGGACUUCAUUAAAUUCUGCCUGCAGAUUCCUCGAGACACAACAUUCUUGAAGAGGGUACAUCAACGGCCGUUAACAAAACCGCAACGUGAAUAUUUGUUUCUGGUCCUAGACGACAUGAGGCGCGCGGGAAUCAUGUGCUUCAUACCCUCAGAUGAAGUGAAAGCAGUAGCGUCUACAGUACUGGUACAAAAGGCUCAC